GUCCGCAACGAAUUGUUAGGCCGAACUUCCUCAUCCUCCGUUGGAGAAGCCUGAACGCACUCGCGAAGCGGUGUGUGCAGUAUCUACACAUAUGGCCGACAGGUAUGCCAGCGGUUCUAUCUGGUGGUUGGAAGGAGAUCUGACCAAGGCUUCAAUGUUGUACGAAGGAGCAUUCGACGAGUGGUGGUCGCAUCUGGAGAGUGUUUGGCUAAUUCGCGACAACGUGCCUCAGCGUCGAACUUACAACUCCAAUACCAUUCGCGGUCUGAGCAGAGGAGAGACGACAUCUGUGACAGAAUUAUGCCAUUCAGUGAGUCCCAUCAUACUAAGGCGAGUCCCGGCUGCUGGAUUUCGGACUCUCGAGACCUUAUUUCCCGCACUCGAGACAGCCAGUCAGCCAUUUCGAUUAUUGGAUCUGCCAAUAGAUAUUCGACUGCACGUCUAUGACUACAUACCGCUUGACUUGGACCUCACGGUCGAUACCGACCGCUGGGAACCUGGCCGCGUGCCCCCGAUCCUCGGCUGCUGUAAACAGAUACGGCAAGAAGUACUUCCCAUGGUCGGCAUCGAGCUAGAUCUUGAGGCCCAUAUCGACGUAUUCAAAUGCGGCCAUCUUGCACCAGACAACACAACCAACUCCACCUUCAGAGACUUUGCGAAGCAGCUGACCCAUUGGUCUUUGGGUGGCGGCUUGGAGUUUGUCAGCAAUCUGUCCAGAAUCAGUCUCACGUUCGAGGAGAUGUGUGAGACCUGCAAGGGCCCGUGCAGUGCUUCUCCAGGCAUCGAGUUUGAGAUCGAUUUCGCAUAUAACUCUACCCAGGGCUUGUAUGUUCGAGGGAGCGGCUCGAAGUAUUAUCGCGCAGAAGGAUAUUGGGGAUGUCCCGCGCAAGAUGCGCUGUCUAAAAUUAAGCAUGAGGUGGCUACUCUUGAUAUCGAGAGACGGAAAUGUGGUUUCGGUGGUAGCGCGCUAGUACUUCUCAUUACCAAAUGUCUUCCGAAGUGGAAGUUUUUGAGUUUGGAGGAGAACAACGGACCGGCUCAGGCCUAGAAUCUCGCAAACACAUGCACUAUUACCAAGAUAUCAACAUCAGUAUGAUUCUGUCAAACAUGGAUUAUACGCCACAUUUCCUCGAGUAACAAAUUAUUUUGCCUCAUCAUUACGGAGUGGACAUCAGCACUUUCAGAUCGUACGCUUGAACAAUAGAUUUUUAAAAUAUUAGCCACAAAUCAAACGCGAU
Dissoconium aciculare CBS 342.82 is the source of this 1238-nucleotide messenger RNA. RefSeq lists its product as uncharacterized. The record is from RefSeq and is a predicted model, not a curated record. Lineage: Eukaryota; Fungi; Ascomycota; Dothideomycetes; Mycosphaerellales; Dissoconiaceae. The coding region runs from base 92 to 1048 and encodes 318 amino acids. The transcript has a single exon.